Miscanthus lutarioriparius is the source of this 1437-nucleotide messenger RNA. The record is from the annotation of a GenBank genome assembly. Lineage: Eukaryota; Viridiplantae; Streptophyta; Magnoliopsida; Poales; Poaceae.
AUGGAGGUGGCGAGCAACGGCGGGCUGCUGUACCACGAGGUUCAGGAGGGGAAGCUCUGCGCCGUGCACUGCGUUAACACCGCCCUGCAGGGCCCCUUCUUCUCCGAGUUCGACCUCGCUGCGCUCGCCGCCGACCUCGAUCAGCGGGAGCGCCUGGUGAUGCUCGAGGGCUCCCGAAGCCCCGGCGCGGCCAACCCUGCCGCAGGGGACUUCUUCGCCGAGGGCGAGGGAUCCCACAACGUCGCCCUCGGCGGCGAUUUCAGCAUCCAGGUUUUGCAGAAGGCGCUGGAGGUUUGGGACCUCCAAGUUAUCCCCCUUGAUUCCCCAGCUGCUGGGUCGUCCCUAUUUGACCCUGAGCAGGAGGUUGCUUUCAUUUGCCACCUGCAGGACCACUGGUUUUGCAUCAGGAAGGUGAAUGGGGAGUGGUAUAACUUUAAUAGUCUCUACCCAGCUCCCGAGCACCUGUCAAAGUUUUACCUCUCAGCUUUCAUUGACACCCUGAAGGGGUCAGGCUGGAGUAUCUUUGCAGUCAGAGGCAAUUUCCCCAAGGAGUGCCCUAUGGCAACUGAAGGCUCUAACGGUUUUGGUCAAUGGCUUACCCCUGAUGAUGCCCGCAGGAUAACAGCCUCCUGUAACCAGGUUCAAACACCUACUCAGCAGGUACAACCCUCUCUACUUGGUGAACAAUCAGAAGGGAUGAGUGAAAUGGACAUGAUUGCAGCGCAGCAAGAAGAGGCUGAUCUGAAUGCUGCUAUAGCUGCUAGCUUGAUGGACACCGGGGGUCCAUUUGCCAGCUAUAAUGCAGCUCAAGGAUCCAGCAAUUCACAAGAUGCUCCUGCUACUGAAGCAGCUCCAAGCAAAGAUAAUAACCAGGAAGAAGCUGAUAAAUCUGAGCCGAGUGGACCUCCCUUGGCGGAUGUGGUGCUGUGGAGGAGGAAGGAGCUGGCCGGCGGGAUGCUGGCGGCGGUGGUGGCGUCCUGGGCGCUCUUCUACUGCGUGCCCGGCUACACGCUGCUCUCCUUCGUGUCCCAGGUGCUCAUGAUCCUGCUCACCGUCCUCUUCGUUUGGGCCAAGGCUGCGCAGCUGCUCAACAGGGCAGCUCCACCUAUCCCAUUGAUGAAAAUUUCUGAUGAGUCAAUGAGCGGAGCAGCAGAAAUAGUUGGUAGCUUCAUGAAUAAGGUGCUCAAGGAUUUCGAAAACAUUGCACUUGGAAAGGAUUCCAACCUCUUCUACAAGGUGGCUUUUGUGUUGUUGCUGACCUCCAUAGUUGGCCGACUGACUGAUCUUAUCACUUUAGUAUAUACAGGUGCUGUUAUUGCUCUCACGGUCCCCGCAUUGCUGGAGCAAUCUGAAGAACACAUUGCCAGAUUCUUCAAGAAAGCUUCGAUAUAUGUUCAGGCAUGUGGAAGAGCGUGCAAAGAGUAUAAAUGGAAAUAG